Molecule: messenger RNA, 684 nt
Organism: Gavia stellata (red-throated loon)
Lineage: Eukaryota; Metazoa; Chordata; Aves; Gaviiformes; Gaviidae
Gene: AP5S1
Product: adaptor related protein complex 5 subunit sigma 1
Biological process (GO): double-strand break repair via homologous recombination; endosomal transport
Cellular component (GO): cytosol; late endosome; lysosome
Source: RefSeq, a predicted model, not a curated record
CCGGACCCCCCCGGGCCCCCGGACCCCGCCCCCUGCCGCGUGCUGUACGCGCGCGCCUUCGGGACCCCCCCCGGCGCCGCCCCCGGGGCCCCCCCCCGGCAGCGCCUCCGCCGCAAGGAGCAGCUGGUGGCCGUGGCCAGGCAAGUGUCCUCCCAGUGCCGGCUGCUUCAGUCAUCCUCGGGGUGCCCGUCCUCCCCCCAACUCCCCCAACUCCCCGACGAGCCGAUGUCGUUGCAAGAUGCCCCAGGGGGGCUUUUCCAGCCCCCCGGGGACCCCUUCCCGGAACAGGUGACGGUAGCCUGGUUGUCAGUGUUGGCCCUCGCCUUCGCCUUGGUUUGUGACCCCCAAGAGAAUCUAUCGCUAGCCGAAAUCACCCUACGCCGCCUGGCCCCCCGCCUGCUCACCUCCCUGCGCCUCCUCGGCCCCGGCGCCGACGUCCUGCUCCGACCCGAGAUCGCCGAUGUCCUCCUCGAUCGUCUCCUGCCCCACGGCCAGAUGCUUUUCCUCAAUGAACGUUUCCUCCAGGCGAUGGACCGGGAGAUGAGCAUCAAAACAUCCCGCUGAGCUACAGUCGGCACCCCUGCCCGGCACCCCCAGAUAUUUUGCGGGGAGAGACAAGAGAGGGAUCGGAAACGGUUGCCAAGCCCCAGCAGGAUGGACAGAAAAAGCGGCUCAGGAAUAAAG